Cloeon dipterum is the source of this 4118-nucleotide messenger RNA. RefSeq names its product proteoglycan 4-like. Lineage: Eukaryota; Metazoa; Arthropoda; Insecta; Ephemeroptera; Baetidae. The transcript is spliced from 11 exons. The record is from RefSeq and is a predicted model, not a curated record. Bases 241 to 3861 code for a protein of 1206 amino acids.
UGCCAUUGGUCCGCUGUUCGUCGGCAACCGCUGGCUCCGUGCGUGCAACCGUGUUUGUUCACAUCUCGCAUUCCGAAAGCACGGCGCGGCAUGUAAGCCGGGCUUGGCGCGGGCCGACAGGUGGUGUCCCACGAUCCGACCGGUCCUCAGGACAAGUUGGCACUCGCCGUGGACGCGUUGAAGCGACCCCCGAACCCUUCGUGAGCGCAAGCGCCUCCGAGCCACUAGACAGCAGCAACGAUGGCCGCGGUGGCGUGCGGUCGCUUCUCGCAGAACGCCUGGCGCCGCGAGAUGUGUGCCAACUGCUUCAAGCCUAAGACGGAGCACGCGGCGCCCCCGCCACGACCCCCGGCGCCCCCGCCAACCGCCGUGCCCCAACACAGCAUCCUCAAAGGCGUGGGCAAACGGCCUGAGAAUAAGGCCCCAAAGCCCGCAGGUGUUUGCUUUCCGAAGGAGGAAGCUGAGAUAAUUGGUUACGACGGCGGCGACGUGUCCACCGAUGACGAGGAUAACUUUGAGUCUACCUCCGAGAGUGACCUGCCCGAUUCGUCUUUCCCGGAGUUGAGCGACGCUGAGGACAAAGCUCUGCAAAACCUAACCCGCAAAAACACCGACUUCAACUCUGACAACUUAAACUUACUGAAAGCAUCCGCGGCACAGCCGUCAGCCACCAAUGGCAUCUCGAACGGCAACAAAAUCACCGUGAACAUAACAAACUCGGUCACAACCAAUGGCAAACCAAAGUCUGAAAAGCUGGAACUGGGCAAGAGCGUCGUUCACAAAAGCACUGUACCUAUUGUGCCGGUGACUCCAUUCGGCUCAAAGCCCACCGCAAUCUGCGCCCCCACACCAAAAGAAAGGUUCUCUUUUGGUGCAGCCUCGUUUCCAAUCUCACGCCCACCGGAAAAUUGCACGACAGUUGAAAAGUUGGAGAAAAAGGAGCGGUGGCCGCCGCUGGGCCACGAGGACACCUCUUCUCGUCUGACGGCGCCGGCCUUGGUCAAGACGAUCAAAGAGAUCAGCCCACUGAAAGAAAAGAAAGAAGUUGCGCCAGAACCGACCAUUGUCAAGAUUGAAGUGCCCUCAAAGCCCAUAGAAGAAGUAGGCCUCUCUUUGACGCCGAGCGACAGCGACGCCUCCACCCUCUCAGAGGACGAGGCGAAGAAACCACCAGCCUUUCUGCGUCACAAAGACUCUGUCGAUUUGAUUUCCCCACCGCGGAGUCCGCUUCUUCCGUCCAAAAAGGACCAGAGACCGCCUCCCAUUGGAAAGGUCGCCUCUGAUUUGUGCAUCGCGUUGAAAAAUAAUGUACUGAAUAAAAAGCCCGAGUUUGAGAGGAGGAGGAAGAAUGGGACGAAGCUCUCCGCCGCCCCAAUCCGAAGGUGGACUGUCAGCAGCGACAGGGUUGUGAUCCAGCCCAGGCGGCCGAUCAUGGACGCCCCAGAAAUUGUGCCGCUCACCCUACACCCUUUCAAACAGCUAGAGCCUAGAGAAUUGGCAGGAGAGCCAGACGGAGAAGACUCAAAGGUCGAUGUGGCGGACUGCCAGCCACCCCCGGCCAGUGAAAUCGUGAUGAAGGCCGAGGAAGCGCCAAUUGAACAGCUCGAGGAGCCUAAGACUGAGGAGGUUGUUUCCGAUCCUCCAGAAGAAGCGCAGCCACAGGAGGUUGAGGUGGAAUUGACACCUGCCACCAAGGAAACAGACCCUGGAAAGGCGCCGACUCCUCCGAGUUCUCCCCUGCCGGAGGAGGACCUGCCGCCGAUGCUGCCCAACACCCCGCCGCCGGUGCUGCAGGAGAAAACUCCUUCACCAGUGCUUCCGGUGGAAAUUCCUCCACCAGUGCUGCAGGAGAAAACUCCUUCACCAGUGCUUCCGGUGGAAACUUCUUCGCCGGUGCUGCAAAAGAAAACUCCUUUGCCGGAGCUUCCGGUGGAAACUCCUCCACCAGUGCUGCAGGAGAAAACUCCUUCUCCGGUGCUUCCGAUGAGGACUCCUCCACCGGUGCCUCAGGUGAAAACUCCGCCACCGGUGCCGCAAGGGAUAACUCCUUUGCCGGUGCUUCUGAUGAGGACUCCACCGCCGGUGCCUCGGGUGAGAACUCCGUCGCCGGUGCGGCAGAUGAGAACUCCGCCACCCAGGCCGGCCAAUCUGCCCAGUCCAGGCAGUGCCGACGCACGCACUUCCUUUUUGCAUUGCAACAUGCUAGGACGGCCGCAGGUGCCUGCCAAACCCGCGUCGCUGGUGCUGGCCAAUGUGUCUAGCAGCGGACGCCGCCACUCAACCACACCCAUGGCUAUCCCGGUUCCAACCCCGGUGACGCCAGUCAGGUCGGAGGAAAGCCAAAAGACAGUUGUCGUUGCAACCCCGCAAACCCCUCCAACUCCAGAGCCACCUGCCAUCCAGGGCGACCCUGAAUCAUACGAAACCCCGAAAAGCCUGCCUUACACGAUCGACGGCAAGCCGCCCAUUUUCUCGCCGAGACCCAAACUUGGCUCGAUCAAGAAGCGGCAGGCGCCUAAGCCGCCGGGCAGCAAGAAAGAGGACAAGUCGGAGGAGAAUGGCGACGAGCUGCAGCGGCGCGGCAGCAUCACCAGCAUCGACAGGUCGGUCCUGCAGGCGUCCAAAAAGAACGUGAACCGCUUCUCGCUGAAACGCAUCUUCAGGAAAGGCAGCAAGGAGGAGCGGGCCACUUCGCCCGACAGCAACGCCAGCGUCACCUCCACGCCGUCGUCGCCUGAGAGCCCCUGCCGACCUGAAAUCAUCCACCCGUCCAACCUGGACGGACGGCAGGUCGAGGUUGUCAGCAGGAUGGAGCAGAGCCCCACUUCCCCUACCACCCCGACAACGCCCACCACCCCAACGGAUGUCAACGCAGCCACGCCCCUUGCUCGGCCGAGACCGCCACCGCCUCCGAGGACCAUGUCACUUCCGCAAAACACAGCCAACCGACCAGCCCGUCCACCUCCCCCUCAGUCAAUGCAGUUGCUGCAAAUGAGGGAGAGGGCCAGCGACCCAAAUGCAGUCAAACCGGAAGACUCGAUUUACGCGAAUCUUGAUUCGGUCAAGUGUCGCGUAGCGAUUUCUGCUGCGGCCAGUAAGGCGCAGAGGAGUGGAAACGCAAGGGAGCAGCCCGAAAAGUCCAGCCCCACCAGCCCAGAUGAAGGGGAAUACGAGACAGUUCAAUUUGGCGAUGGCAGAACGUUGAAGAGGCGUCGCUCAGUGAUCCUGGGCUCCCUCGAGGAGAACUAUGGCGCCGUGGUGGGUGCGAACCACCGAGCCCUGGCCCAGCUGCUGUCCGUUUGGCUCUCCAGACCGCUGCCUGCUGAGGUGACUUCCGUUUCCAUUCCGUGCUACGCUGGCGAAUGCCGCAACGUUGACGAGAAGACUCUGGUGGUCAUGCAGAUUCUCACCGAGCUCAAGAAAAUGCAGCAGGAAGGCGCCACUGCUGCCAAUCUGGACCAGUUCAGGGUCACGCGUCCAAAGGACGCCACUCUUGCGGAAAUCGGCCCACGCGUCGAGUGCGAGAAAGAGGUGGCACCGAACGGCUCCCUUCCCGCGGUGGCGAGCCGCGUGUGCCAGCUGCUGGCGCCGACAGACACGGCCCUGGCGCCGCUGCUCGACGCAUCCGACUUUGACCGCUCGCUCAACUACCUGGAGCUGAAGGCGUGGGGCCCUGAGCUGGCCCCGGUCGACCGCGAAGUGUCUCUCCAACGGUGGCUCGACCUGGAGAGGGCCACCGCCCUGCAGAGCCUGGCGCAGAACAGAGGCGCCGGCCGAAUGCCAAUUGCUCAAGAGAUGUUCAUCAGUUUCCUGGUGGAGGCUUCUGCGGUCGGGCUCGCGCUGGCUGCCAAACUUGACUAAUCUUCUGUGUAAAUGAUUGUACUGUACAAACAAACACGUCCGAGUUUUGCAUUUUUGCUAACUACUGCUGUUCUUAAACUAACGACAAUGGUGCCAUGAGGUGGAAUAAGAAGUAUUUUCGUAAGAGCAUUGUAUGGAUCUGUAUUAUAUAUUUUUUGAAAUCUCUUGAUGUACUUUUUACGAGAACUGUUGACAUUACAAUUAAAAGACGAGAAACUAUUUGUUAAAUUAAAAACCAAGCAUUUCUUAUAUAUAUA